AAAAUAAUUCGCUUGGGAGGGAUAUGGACUUCUCCCACUUACAAAAUUUAGUGCGCAUGAGUCCAGUUGAUUUUGAGAAACUGCUCACUAUAAUUGGGUCAAAAAUUACGAAGCAGGUGACCAACUUCCGUGAACCAAUCCCGGUAUCCAACCGACUAGCAGUCACACUGAGAUUCCUAGCAACAGGGGACUCAUACACAAGUUUGCAGUACUUGACAAAAAUCUCAAAGCAACAAAUCAGUGAAAUAGUCAUCCAAAAGGACGAUCAUCUUCGCGCUCGCGGCGUUCCCGCGAAAAAAGAUCGGAUCGUUCUGUUCCUUGCGUUACCGUGUCUGAACAUGUCGAAUACGUACUCAAACUGCUCGCACCGUUCGGCUCGUUCUGUUCGUUCGUCAAAAACGCUCAAGUGCGUACCCAGCUUUAGAUUGGCGAUACAAUUGAUAAUGGUCUGA
Bemisia tabaci is the source of this 452-nucleotide messenger RNA. NCBI's taxonomy places the organism in Eukaryota, Metazoa, Arthropoda, Insecta, Hemiptera, Aleyrodidae. The record is from RefSeq and is a predicted model, not a curated record.